This is a messenger RNA of Helobdella robusta, 627 nucleotides long. RefSeq lists its product as hypothetical. Gene Ontology annotation, molecular function: zinc ion binding. NCBI's taxonomy places the organism in Eukaryota, Metazoa, Annelida, Clitellata, Rhynchobdellida, Glossiphoniidae. Bases 1 to 627 code for a protein of 208 amino acids. The record is from RefSeq and is a predicted model, not a curated record. The transcript has 7 exons.
AUGCAGGCACCGCUAAGCUUUCUGAUAAGAAUCUUUCCUUUAUUUUUCUUCCUCAACACGGGCUGUGUUUCAACAACAAUCUCGGGAGGACUGGAGGACAACGUAGGAACCGGACCAAAUUCAACAUUCUGCCUUUGUCGAAUGGACGACGAGAAAGUUGGAUUGCAAAUUUCCGCCCGAUUAGAAAAUUGUACGGAGCUGAAAGCUGUCGGUGACGAUUUCAGAUGGUACUUGAAAUUGAAAUGCAACCAAUGUGGGGAUCAAACUUACGAAUUUGUCUACGUGGAUCUCCUGGAAAGUCAGCCAUUAAAAGGUGGCCGAGGGUCAGCCUCAUUGGUCAUCAAGUGCAAGUUCUGCUCUAAUGAAAACUCAUUAAAUUUACUUAAGGAGUCCUUAGACUCGUAUACAUAUGAUGACUGCCCAAAGUACAAAACCAUAGUUGUUUUUGAAUGUCGGGGGGUCCAGCCCAUCUUUUUUGAUCCCAGGGUCGGUUGGGAGGUCAAAGGUCUUGAAAGUGGAACCAAAUUCUCUGACGUCGACCUAUCUCAAGAUUGGGCAGAUUAUGAUGAGAAGGCCAAAGAUACGGUGGGGGUGUAUGAACUGAAAUACCAAUUUAUAAGAAUGUAG